Closterium sp. Naga37s-1 is the source of this 1560-nucleotide messenger RNA. Lineage: Eukaryota; Viridiplantae; Streptophyta; Zygnematophyceae; Desmidiales; Closteriaceae. The record is from the annotation of a GenBank genome assembly.
AUGGGAGCAUCGGCGCGACGGGGAGUAAGCGGCGAUGCGUUGCCCGAAGGGAACGAGCUGAGCGAUUCGGGCGAUGCAGCGGCAUCGGCGGACCCGAAUAACGGAGCAGCCUAUAGCGGAGACAAGCUCCGCUCGAUAUUCGCGCAGGGGACGCGCUUUUCGGUUGCUAGUGAGCGGCCGUGGAGCAGCGGAGGGUGGGGCGCGACGGACGGGGCGUGGCGGACAGGGGGUGGCGGAGGGUGGGAUGUGGCGGACGGGGCGGGGGAAAGCGUUUCGGAGCGCGGAGACGCGGAGAGGGAGGAUAUAGAGCGGCGGGUUUCGUACAGUAGCAGCACUGCGGGCGCGGCUGGUAGUGUAGUUAGCAGCAGCACUGCGGCCUAUACUGAAACUGCUUAUAGCGAGACGCUGAUCAUCCAGCACACGGAUCGUGAUACGGGCUGCGAGAGUGUGACGUCAGCGUCUAGCUGCAGCGGGUACGACGCGCUUGCGUGGGGGGGGAGCGCGCCGAUGGGCGGAGGAAAUGCGCAAAUGGGCGGAGAGAACGCGCCACUGGGCGGAGGGAACGCGGUGAUCGGCGGAGAAAACGCACUGACGGGAGACGAAAGCGCGCUGAUAGGGGGGAGAAAUGCGCGGCUGGGGGAAACCCUUGCGGAUGGGGGCGGCGGAGACUUCGCGACCCUCUGGCGGAGCCUCCCCCGCGACCUGCGGCGCACGCGGUCGCUGCAGAGCCCGCGGGGGUAUCCCGGGGGGGAUGCGGGGGGAGGUUUUGGGGGGGAAUCGAGGGGGAAUGGCGGACACGUGGCGAAUGGCAGCAGCAGGUCCGCGGAGGGCGAGGAUCAGGGCAGCUACGUUCAACAGGGCAGCAUGCGACGAAUGGGUAGCGCAGAGAUGUUACCAGCUGUAGCGCAUGGGUCAUUUGUUCCGGCUGUAACGGGCGCAGCUGGCGCAGGCCCGCUCACCCCCUCCGCGCACACCCCCGCGGAUCUCCCCCCCACGUCCCCGCGGUCUGCUGGCGGCGCCGCGUGGGUGGUGAGCGUGCCGUCGUUCGCGCAGCACCGCCUGCGCGUGGCCUCCGCGGAGAGGGCCGCGCGCGGAGGGGGCGAGGGGCGCGGAGCGGGCGAGGGGCGGGGAGGGGGCGAGGUAAGGAUGGCAGACCAGGAUUCGCAGGACCAGCAGCAGCAACAGCCGUUGCCGCCGAGGGCGCACAGGCGAACGCGCAGCCUGCAUGCAGGCGACAUGGAGUGGAUGCGACUGGAGCAGAUCGGCGAGUUCACCAUCCCCUCCUUCCACCACCACUCCCCCGCUUUCCACCACUCGCCUUCCACUCUCCGACACGCCCUCCACUCCCCGUCCGCGCCCCUCCUUCAAUCUCGUCCGUCCCCUUCCGUGCUAUGCCGCUCCGCCUCGCUUCAAUCUCGCCUCCGCUCCCCCUGCUCCCCCCGCCUGCCUCCCCUUUCUCCCAGAAUUGCCGCUGGACCCUCCUCCUCCGUUACCACAUCGGCCGCCCGUGUGUUCCCCAUCCGGCAUAAGACCAGGGAGGAGCACUCGCAGCGGCUUUGA